AGGAACAAUAUGGCGGUUACAAGUAAAGGUUAUCAAGGCACCGUCUGGUUCCAGAGGGAAUUCGCUGUUCCUUCUAAAAAGAGAGGAUGUCAUCUCCUUACAGACGAAGUACUAGCUAAUGUUCCGGAAAUAGCAAACAUCAAAAUCGGGCUACUUAACCUGCAUAUAAAGCACACAUCAGCCAGUCUGUGUUUAAAUGAGAACUGGGACCCAGAUGUCAGAGUCGAUAUGGAAAUGAUGCUUAACAAACUGGUACCUGAUAGUACACCUUUCAAACACUCCUGCGAAGGUCCUGACGAUAUGCCAGCACAUGUCAAAGCUGCAUUUCUUGGUGCUUCUGUUAAUGUUCCACUAACGGAUGGAAAGCUUAACCUGGGCACUUGGCAGGGAAUCUGGUUGUGUGAACAUCGAAAUCACGCAGGAAAAAGAAAUCUGGUUGCUACAGUACAAGGAGCAUUGAAAUAAUACAGAAUAUAAUGAAGAACUUUUAUUGUGACAAUGGAACAUUUAUUGUAAAGUUGCGAAAACAAUCCAAUGUGGUUUGCUUUUUGUUAAUGGCCAGUGCUUCCAGAAUCUUACAAACCAUGCCCGAUUUUGAUGGUGUUUCCUGCGUAAUGAUACGUAACAACCUUGUGAACAGUUCUAAAGUUUGGUGUUUUCUGCAAUGGUAAAUGCCUAGACUUUAACUGCUUACCAUUAGGCUGAUAACCUCGAUCUGAUGUAAAUGAAACUUUUGAUGCCACUUUUUCACAACUUCUGGGCAAACGUUUGUGAUACAUGAAUGAAUGAUAUGGUGUUCUAAAAUCAUAUUUUAAGUAAUGAUAUAUUUUAUGAUAUUUGUUCUAUCUUUGACAUGCUAAAUCUCUGGUCUAUUUUAGAAUGAAUGCUACCAUACACAUUAUACAUGUGAUUUCUAUUAGAGAUAAUAUAUGCUAACUUUCAGGUUAGACCUGGGAUUUGUGUCGUAUUAAAGGAUUUAACAGGCAAGCUUCUGUCUACAUUGUUCACAUGGUUUCUUGGUUAGAGUAAACCGUAUGUGGUGUAUACCUUAGGCUUACAUUUGAUACCUGUCAUUUGUGUAGAGUUAAGGAUGUAUGCUACCUUACACACAAUACCUGUCAUUUGUGUAGAGUUAAGGACGUAUACUACCUUACACACGAUACCUGUCAUUUGUGUAGAGUUAAGGACGUAUACUACCUUACACACGAUACCUGUCAUUUGUGUAGAGUUAAGGACGUAUACUACCUUACACACGAUACCUGUUAUUUGUUGUAGAGUUAAGGAUGUAUGCUACCUUACACACGAUACCUGUCAUUUGUUGUAGAGUUAAGGAUGUAUGCUACCUUACACACGAUACCUGUCAUUUGUUGUAGAGUUAAGGAUGUAUGCUACCUUACACUUGAUACUUGUCAUUUGUUGUAGAGUUAAGGAUGUAUGCUACCUUACACACAAUAUAUGUAACCUGUCAUAUGUUGUAGAGUUAAGGAUGUAUGCUACCUUACACACGAUACCUGUCAUUUGUGUAGAGUUAAGGAUGUAUACUACCUUACACUUGAUACUUGUCAUUUGUUGUAGAGUUAAGGAUGUAUGCUACCUUACACACAAUACCUGUAAUUUGUGUAGAGUUAAGGACGUAUACUACCUUACACACGAUACUUGUCAUUUGUUGUAGAGUUAAGGAUGUAUGCUACCUUACACAUGAUGCCUGUCAUUUGUGUAGAGCUAAGGAUGUAUACUACCUUACACACAAUACCUGUCAUUUGUUGUAGAGUUAAGGAUGUAUGCUACCUUACACAUGAUGCCUGUCAUUUGUGUAGAGCUAAGGAUGUAUACUACAUCUUGUGCACGAUACUUGUCAUUUGUUUUUUAGUUAAGGUGUAUGCUUCAUUACACGUGAUUCUUGUGAUUAGUUUUAGAGUUAAGGAUAUAUGCUACCUUAUGCAUGAUACUGUCAUUUGUUGUAGAGUUAAGGAUGUAUACUACCUUACACAUGAUGCCUGUCAUUUGUUGUAGAGUUAAUGACAUAUGCUACCUUACAUACGGUACCUGUCAUUUGUUGUUGAGUUAAGGCUGUAUGCUACCUUGCAAAUGAUACUUGUUAUUUGUUGUAGAGUUAAGGACGUAUGCUACAUUUCAUGUAUUUGUGUAGUUUAUGCUACCUUUCACAAAUAUACCUGGCAGUUUGUUUUAGGGUGAAGGAUAUUAUGCAUUUAUGGCCCUGGAUGCAGGGUAAUAUGAAGGUUCGUAUUUCCCGAGGGCUUGCCCGAGGGAAAUAUGAGAGCUUUGGGUAAAUAAACCUUCAUAUUACCUUGCAUCCAGGGCCAUAAAUUGUUUAUUAUACCGAAAAAUAAUCAGUAAUGAUAAUAAUAAUAAACAGAAGAUUUUAUUACAAA
Molecule: messenger RNA, 2393 nt
Organism: Pecten maximus
Lineage: Eukaryota; Metazoa; Mollusca; Bivalvia; Pectinida; Pectinidae
Product: UPF0047 protein YjbQ-like
Exons: 7
Coding region: 10-465 (151 amino acids)
Source: RefSeq, a predicted model, not a curated record